Molecule: messenger RNA, 625 nt
Organism: Daucus carota subsp. sativus
Lineage: Eukaryota; Viridiplantae; Streptophyta; Magnoliopsida; Apiales; Apiaceae
Product: 10 kDa chaperonin, mitochondrial
Exons: 3
Coding region: 131-424 (97 amino acids)
Cellular component (GO): mitochondrial matrix
Molecular function (GO): protein folding chaperone; metal ion binding; protein-folding chaperone binding
Source: RefSeq, a predicted model, not a curated record
AACCCUACCUAAACCCUCAAAGCCUAGAACCUUCUAUCAUCGUCUCCAGAUUCAUACAUAUACACAAGAAACAACAGUAUCAAUCUUUUCCAAUAUAAAGUAAUAACAAUUUGGAUUAAAAGCAAGAUCGAUGGCAAAGCGGUUGAUCCCAACUCUCAACAGAGUCCUGGUGGAGAAGAUCGUGCCUCCUUCCAAAACAACCGCCGGAAUUCUCCUCCCGGAGAAAUCUUCCAAGUUGAACUCGGCGAAAGUGGUGGCGGUUGGGCCUGGGGAUAUUGAUAAGUCUGGUAAUAAGAUACCGGUGUCUGUUAAGGAAGGUGACACUGUUCUCUUGCCUGAAUAUGGUGGCACCCAAGUCAAGCUCGGCGACAAAGAGUAUCACUUGUUCAGGGAUGAUGAUAUCUUGGGAACUCUCCAUGAUUGAUUGAUGAUCAGUUUGGAUUUUCUAAGUGAGGACUGUGUUAAUGUUAAUCUUCUGAGGUUUCUAUCUGUUACUAAGACUGUUGUUUAAUUAUUUCAAGAGAUUAGUUUUGGUUUUUGAAUUUAGCUUUCCCAAGUGUAUCAGAUAUUGGAAUAAUAUUCACCAAUUAUAUUGGAUAAAAGUGAUGAAAGACGAUUCUGUACU